UUUUAGUGUAUAAACAAAACGAUCUAAACAGAAACGUUGUGAUUGUCAUGAGGAAUUCGCAAUUCAUAUUCAACUGUAGUGCCAUUUUUCUUUCCCGCCAUUGGAUUUCCGCAAUUGUGACAAGUUGAAACUGGGUGAACAACCCGUCUCGAGCACCAGACAAAAUAAACCACAGCCACAUAGAACACUAUAGUAGUUAGAAGUGAACAUACAAACAUGAACGGCUUUCAUGUAAUAGAGGAGAUCCAAACACUACGGUUUCACAUGCCACUAUGAAGUACAUCUUGGUCACUGGAGGUGUCAUAUCCGGAAUUGGCAAGGGCAUCAUUGCCAGUAGUGUGGGCUUAAUCCUGAAGUCCUGUGGUCUGCAUGUGACUGCCAUCAAAAUCGACCCCUACAUCAACAUUGAUGCUGGCACCUUCUCACCUUAUGAACAUGGUGAAGUGUUUGUGUUGGACGAUGGAGGUGAGGUGGACCUGGAUUUAGGAAACUACGAGCGCUUCCUGGACAUCAGGUUAACCAGGGACAACAAUCUGACCACCGGCAAAAUCUACCAGUCAGUCAUCAACAAGGAGAGGAGGGGAGACUACCUGGGCAAAACUGUACAGGUGGUGCCACACAUCACAGAUGCCAUUCAGGAGUGGGUGGUGAAGCAGGCCAAGAUCUCAGUGGAUGACGAUGGGGUGGAGCCACAAGUCUGUGUUAUAGAGUUGGGAGGCACUGUGGGAGACAUUGAGAGCAUGCCAUUUAUCGAGGCCUUCAGACAGUUCCAGUUCAAGGUGAAGAGGGAUAACUUCUGCAACAUUCACGUCAGCUUAGUCCCACAGCCCAGUGCCACAGGAGAACAGAAGACUAAACCCACUCAGAACAGUGUCCGAGAGCUCCGUGGACUAGGACUCUCCCCAGAUCUGAUCAUGUGCCGCUGUGCGACACCUCUGGAGAACGCUGUCAAGGAGAAGAUAUCCAUGUUCUGCCACGUAGAGCCCACGCAGGUGAUCUGCGUGGCAGAUGUGUCGUCCAUCUACAGAGUACCCCUACUACUGGAGGACCAGGGGGUGGUGGGCUACAUCUGCCAGCGGCUGGACCUACCUAUUGAGAUGAGGGCCAGGAAGAUGCUCACCAAGUGGAAGGAGAUGUCCGACAGGUCUGACCGGCUCCUGGAACAUGUGUCCAUCGCCCUGGUAGGGAAGUACACAAAGUUCUCUGACUCAUAUGCCUCUGUCAUCAAGGCCCUGGAGCACUCAGCCCUCGCCAUCAACCACAAACUAGAGAUCAAGUUCAUCGACUCUGCAGACCUAGAGCCAAAUACACUGCAGGAGGAGCCUGUGAAGUACCACGAGGCCUGGCAGAAACUCUGCAGUGCUGACGGUGUCUUGGUACCUGGAGGCUUCGGUGUACGGGGGACAGAGGGGAAAAUCCAGGCUAUCAGCUGGGCCAGGAAAAAGAAAAAGCCAUUUUUAGGGGUAUGUUUGGGCAUGCAGUUGGCAGUGUGUGAAUUUGCCCGCAAUGUUCUCGGCUGGCAAGAUGCCAACUCUACUGAAUUCCACCCAGAAUCCAAACACCCUGUGGUGAUUGACAUGCCAGAACACAACCCUGGGCAGAUGGGUGGGACUAUGAGGUUGGGGAAGAGGCGGACCGUCUUCAAAUCCAACACCAGCAUUUUGAGAAAGCUGUAUGGCGAUGUCGACUAUGUUGACGAGAGGCAUCGGCACCGCUUUGAGGUGAACCCUGAGCUGAAGCACCACUUUGAGGAGAGGGGCUUCCAUUUUGUCGGCCAAGAUGUAGAGGGAGAGAGGAUGGAGGUCAUUGAGCUGGAUGAUCACGCCUAUUUUGUUGGAGUGCAGUACCACCCAGAGUUCACUUCGCGUCCCAUCAAGCCCUCGCCCCCCUACUUUGGCCUCCUGCUGGCCGCAGCAGGGAAACUCCAGAGCUACCUACAGAAAGGUUGUCGCCUCUCACCACGAGACACCUACAGUGACCGCAGCGACAGCAGCUCUCCAGACUCUGAGAUCGCUGAGCUGAAGUUCUAGGAGUUACCAGUUACAUGCACCUGUUACUCUGUUGAUGCUGGUACUACUGUUACAGCUCACCUCACCUGUUUGAACUCAAUACAGCAGCCUCCGCUCAUCUACCUGCAAAUAAAUACCUUUUUCUGUCACCCAA
Molecule: messenger RNA, 2163 nt
Organism: Salvelinus fontinalis (brook trout)
Lineage: Eukaryota; Metazoa; Chordata; Actinopteri; Salmoniformes; Salmonidae
Product: CTP synthase 1-like
Exons: 18
Coding region: 273-2030 (585 amino acids)
Biological process (GO): pyrimidine nucleobase biosynthetic process; CTP biosynthetic process
Cellular component (GO): cytoophidium; cytoplasm
Molecular function (GO): identical protein binding; CTP synthase activity
Source: RefSeq, a predicted model, not a curated record